Messenger RNA from Caenorhabditis remanei, 474 nucleotides. RefSeq lists its product as uncharacterized. The transcript is spliced from 3 exons. The record is from RefSeq and is a predicted model, not a curated record. Bases 1 to 474 code for a protein of 157 amino acids. Lineage: Eukaryota; Metazoa; Nematoda; Chromadorea; Rhabditida; Rhabditidae.
AUGCUGGAAGUAUUCAUUGAGAUGGCACCGGAAACAAAGUAUAAAGUUAGAGAACGAGUCAGACAGGAAUUGGAAAAACCGUCGAGAUUCGUUGGAUACGCUGCAGAACUCGGUCACUGUGAUCUACUCAACUCGUUUUCUCCGAAAAUCUCAAAAUCAAUCGAUGAUUCCAGAAGACGUCUUGAAGUGGAGACGGUUGAACGUCUUCGUCGAUCGGGAUAUUUAGAGAAUCUCGGAACACCGUUAGACGAAUUGGUUAGGGCGCAAAUCGAGUCGAUACGAGAGAUAUUACCACAUUUCUCGUCGGAAAUCAUUCAUGUAAAAUCUCUUCGUGGAGGAACGACGACUUCUGGAGCUUCGACAAUGACGUCAUCAGAAGGAUACACCGGUGGACGUGAUCGACAGAUGAAGGAACGUCACAAGUCGGAUCACAAACAACGUGGAGCGGAUAGGAAGAAAAGAGGCGCCUAUUGA